Molecule: messenger RNA, 751 nt
Organism: Truncatella angustata
Lineage: Eukaryota; Fungi; Ascomycota; Sordariomycetes; Amphisphaeriales; Sporocadaceae
Exons: 4
Coding region: 144-440 (98 amino acids)
Biological process (GO): P-body assembly; mRNA splicing, via spliceosome
Cellular component (GO): P-body; precatalytic spliceosome; U6 snRNP
Molecular function (GO): RNA binding
Source: RefSeq, a predicted model, not a curated record
CCUGUUGUCACCCGCCAAGCACAGCACCAUCGUCCGCGUCAGAUAUUGAUGGCAUUACGAAAUUGACUUAAACUACGCCACAUCACACAUUUCGACAGAAAGAAAACCUCGUCGUCCUACGUGAGCCAUUUCUACAAUUCACAAUGGCCGAUGUCGAAGAAGGUGCAGGCGCUGCCGCUACUCCAGAGCCUCUUGAUCUGGUGCGCCUGCUUCUUGACGAGAUAGUGUUUGUCAAGCUGCGAGGUGACAGAGAACUGCAAGGCCGGUUACAUGCUUACGAUAGCCACAUGAACUUGGUCCUGGGGGAUGUGCUAGAGACUAUCUACAUCGUGGAUGAAGAAGACGAUGAUGAGGAUAUCAAGACAAUUACGAAAAAAUCCGAAAUGCUGUUUGUUCGAGGAGAUAGUGUCGUGCUCGUAUCACCGCACAAUUCGUCAUGAGAAGCACCAAAUGUAGAAGUCUUUAGGCGCUUAGCAAGACUGUGUUCAAGCUUUAGCUGGUCAGUCAGGAUGUGAUGCCUUGGGGGCAUCCAGCCGGAAGUAUGCCAUUGCAACCAAGAAUUGUUGCCACGGGCGAAGCGUGACGGCAAAUGAAGCUCACCAGUCCUCCCGAAAUAAAGGAUCGAGAUGGACGGGUAUCACGACUCCGCUGUGGCAGAGUCAAGGCAGCGAAGCGAUUCGACAUUAGUUCGGGCUGGCAUGAAGUAGACAGAUCACAGGCAGCUGUCAAUAUGCUCUACCCGAAUUCACAA